Molecule: messenger RNA, 3243 nt
Organism: Aquila chrysaetos chrysaetos
Lineage: Eukaryota; Metazoa; Chordata; Aves; Accipitriformes; Accipitridae
Gene: HOXD1
Product: homeobox D1
Exons: 3
Coding region: 1-1029 (342 amino acids)
Biological process (GO): regulation of transcription by RNA polymerase II
Cellular component (GO): nucleus
Molecular function (GO): RNA polymerase II cis-regulatory region sequence-specific DNA binding; DNA-binding transcription factor activity, RNA polymerase II-specific
Source: RefSeq, a predicted model, not a curated record
AUGCCGAAUCGCCAAGGGAAAAAUGAAAGCCCAUUAACGAGCGGCCCCGAGGUGCGCGGCGGCUCCGGCGAGUCCAGAGCGAGCGGUCUGCCCCGGGGGGGUCCCGGGAGGGCUCGGGGGGACUGCCCACCCGCAGCCCCGCGCCGGCCCCGGGCGGCCGGGCGUGGGAAGGGGAGCCGGUGGCGCCCGGGACCCCCGGUGCGGGCUCCCCCCGCCGGGCUCCCAUUGGCCGCGGGGCGGGACGUGCCGCCCCGCUCCCGGCCCUAUAUUAGGGCAAUAUUGCCCCGGCGGGGCGCGGCGCUGCCCCGCGGACCAUGGACCUGGGGUACUUUCCCCUCGCCUUCCCGUCGGGGCUGUGCCGCGGGGCCCCGCAGCCCCCCUACCCCCGGCGGGGGGACGGCGCCUUCCUGGCGCUGGGCACCGGGGCCAGCGCCGCGCCCCCCGCGCCGCCUGCCUGCGCGGGGGCCGCGGGGUACGCGGCCGCCCCCCCCCGCGGCGCCGGGCCCCGGCUACCGGCCGUCCCGCGGAGCCGGGCCGCCGGGCUACGCCACGUCCAUUUUCCCCGGGAGCGGCCGCCCGCCGCCGCCGCCGCCGGAGCCCGGCCGCCACUGCCCCGGCGCGGGCGGCGGGGGGCUGCGGCGCCUCUCGCCCUGCCCCGGGGCCGCCCCCGGGCCCGGCUCCCCGGCCCCGGCGGCGGCCCCGGCGGCGCCGCGCACCUUCGAGUGGAUGCGAGCGAAGCGGAGCCCGCCCGGGAGAAGCGGCGCGGCGCCGUGCGGGGGGCAGCCUCCCGCCUGCCCCGCACGCACCAGCUUCAGCACCCGGCAGCUCACGGAGCUGGAGAAGGAGUUUCAUUUCAGCCGGUACCUGUCGCGGGCCCGCCGCCUCGAGGUGGCCCGCUCGCUGCGCCUCCGCGACGCCCAGGUGAAGGUCUGGUUCCAGAACCGCCGCAUGAAGCAGAAGAAGCGGGAGCGGGAGGCGCUGGCCGCCCCCGCCGCCGCGCCCACGGGUGCCCCGGGCGGCCCCGCAUGAGGCCCCGCCGCCCCCCACGGAGGGGUCUGCCGGGGACGUCGGGGCUCGGCUGGAAGCUGCGGCCGGCGGGGCACCCCAGGUGUCCUUGCCCGCGGGACCGCGGCGAUGUAGCUCCGCUGAUUUUUCUAUUGCAACUUACUUCCAGUUUUAUUUAUGAGGAUUCAGGGAAAGGUGCCAGCCCGAAACGCUGCUGGCUGCUCAAUGCCGGGCCGGGCCGAGGCAGCCGGCUGGCGCAGCUGGGAGCUAACGGGGACUGCCGCUCCCCCUGGGCAGAGCAGAGAGCGGCUCCGCCAGCUCCCCGGGAUCCGCGGGGCGGUGGGCGUACGGCGGGGCUGCCUCAAGCUCCCGACCCUUCUUCUUUUUGCAUUUAAAAAGAGACAUCCGCAGGCUCAGGCAACGUUCAUGCAGAAGAGGGGCAGAAACCCCGAGAAGGCAGAGCAGAGGAGAACAGGGAAAACAUCCUCUCACGGGAAGGGGCAGGGAUGGUCGCUGCUACCAGUAUGAGUCCAAGAUCCUCUUUUGAAAAAAAGUGCCCUUGUCUUCUGCCCUACCCUUCGCAAAAUUGCUGCAAAAAAAGAUGCUGUUUAUGCUUGUAUUUAUUCCUCAUUCGUUCCCAUUCCUUUUCCCGAUGCGGCUGAUUUAGUCCAAAAUCUGUUAGUAACUGUGAGGGAAGGUUUUAAAAGAAAUAAAAUCUCAGGAGGAGUACGUCUUCCCAUUCCAACUGCAGAGGUGCUGAGAUUUUUCUUGCAGAGGCUCUGGGCUGCCUGAGACCGGCCAGCAGCUGCUCCGCUGGCUCCCAGCACCUCUUGCAUGUGCCUGGGCACGGACAAGAUAAUAUAAAGCCUCCUACAGCAUCUAGGACCAGACUUUCAGAUCAUCCAGCUCUCCCAGGCUUGACUGUAUCUCAUGGUUAAAGAAAUGCACCAUAUUAAAUCACUUUGCAACAAUCUUACCACAUGCAAAACCUCAAGAGCUGUUAAAGUGCAGAAAGAUGCUUGGGUUUGACCACAGACCUCUGCCAGCAAAAGACCAAGAGGAUUCCUUGUUCAAAAAGAGUGACAAUGACUGAUUACCCCGUACAAGUGCAAAAUUCACCAGUGAUCCUCACUUCUCACGAUUUCAUCUUUCCCAGCGAUAAAAUAACAGUAUCAAAGUGGACAAAGGAGUCGAGUUUAGACUCUUUCCCACCUGUGACUGAGAAAGCAUGACAGCAGUGUGGAGAGGACUGACAUCCAGAUUUACGAGAAGGUGGUUUUAUUUAUCUGUGGCACAAAACAAUUUUGGGUGACUGUCCCUUUGCUGGGUGUUGGACUUUGGGGUGAAGAACAAAUUGUAGCACCAGGGGAGAUGGAUCUCAGGGGACCUGUGAGCACUGGGUCCCUGUCUGGAAGCCAGCCCCAGACACUAACAGCUGUUGGUCUUUGUUGGAUGCUUGCUGGGCAAAAGAAACACAGAGAGAAGAUGAAGAUGGAUGGCUCAAGUCAGAAAGUCCGCAAUGUAGGGGGUAUUUAUUCUCUGUAAUACCUUCCAUUCCCCAAGGUGACCCUCUGCUUACAGGCUUUCUUAUGAAGACUUCUCUUCUGCCGAGAGACUGGGAAGCCACCGCCGAUGGCAGCUUCAGCAGAGGUUGGUGGGAGCCCUGGGAAAUGGCGUGCUCCCAAAAGCUGGGCAGGCACGUUGGGAUGAUGCUGCGGCAGCAGGCCCAUGGCUGAGUGGGAGCAGGAGGCCUCCUUGGCAAGGAGAUGGGUUCCCUGCAGUGAGCAUCUGAGGGAGGGGACGUCCCAAGGCAGAAGUGCUUGGUCACACAUCCUAUCCUGACUGUACCUGGAAAGUACAAUAAAGCUAGAGGCUUGCAGCUGUGCAUGCGCACAGGAACAUUUUUGUUCUGUAUAUGGUGUAUACGGUUCACAUCCCACUGGCUUAUUCACUUCAUGGGUUAUCACUGAAAAAUUCUCAGGACCGAAGUACUCAUGUGAAACUAGUUGCAACCAAAAUAUGUGGUUUGCAGUUCCUUAUUACAGUAGUGACACCAAACAAGCAGUUUAUACUGCAGGCUGAUCAUUCAUUAAAAAAUAGAAAAUAAUAUUUCUGCCACCUGUUUUUGAGAAGAUGCUUUUUAAAGCAGAAUAAAGCAAAAUCUGGUAAAAUUUAUGAAAAUUCAAGUAAAUCAAAUUUGUUUUGCAAGCUGAAUAUUAAAGGCAAGUCAAUUACUAA